GAAAUUCCAACAACCGGAAACCGCAUUUGUCGUUAACUCUUGGACUAGCGAGGAUCAAGCGAGCUAAGCUAACAAGUUUAUGUUUUAGCAAACACAGAGAAAGGUGAGUAGAGGUGACCUUCUGUGGACAGCUAUACGCUUGCAGAAAAACGUGGCCAUAAAUUUAUAUGAACGGAAAACUCAUUUAUUUCCUCACUUUAUGUACGGUACGUGCUAAUGCUAACGAAUGCUAGCACAUAAGUAGCCUGUAAGCUAACGCAAAGAACAGGCGAGUGAAGCAAACACAAGAUAAAAACAUGGUUAUAUGGAAUUAAGUAUAAGUCCUUUUAAUAAUGUCGAUCAUAUUUAGCUGCUGCCUCUUGUUAGUUGUUCUCGCAGUAAGGAUGUACCGUGUGUGUUUUGGUUGGUCAGGAGGAUGAGCAGCUCGGAGGAGGUCUCCUGGAUUUCCUGGUUCUGUGGCCUGAGAGGGAACGAGUUCUUCUGCGAGGUCAGUCCACCGGAGCUCCUGUUUAGAUUAGAACCAACUUCUUUAUCUAUUCACUACGACGAGAUGUCUGUAUCUGUGAGACUGAGCUUUAGUAAACAUGCACCUUAGAAACUGAAGCUAACGUUGUUGGGUCAAGGUGGAGGGAUGUAGGGGAGAGUGGGGUUAAGAUGAACCAUUUUUCAUAUUUCAGAUCACUACAUCUAGACAAUUAUAGUUUUGUCUCCAACAAGUGUAUCUGCAUAUAUUUCAGGAUGUUGUGCAUUCCUGCAAACCAACAGAACUGUCUUGAUAAUAUAGCAUGCCAAAAAAAAGUGGUCUCUUAUGGUUGAAAAGGAAAAGUAACACAUUUCAACAAUCUGAACUGAAACUCUGAUCCUCUCAUCAGACUCCUUUACUUUCUCAGUUGAGUCACUGGCUCAACUUACCCCAGAACUACGAUUAUGACUUUAUUAGUCCUCUAAGCUAAAAUGGUGGACUUUUAUACUAGGUUUUUGACCUGAUGUUGUAGCUCAUAGAUACCACAAUUGAUGUAUAAAACAAAUUUAAAAUGAUCUUUUUUGGUCUGAACACAUUUCUAAUAAAACUUAUUACAGACUAAAUUCACUUUCAAGAGUGAAAAAUGUUUAUUUGGAAAUAAAUGUCUAACCCCUGCAGCCAUGUGCUUCUAACCUUCACAGACUCCAUGAAUUGAUGCCCAUCUCCUAAAUAUUUGGUCACAUGAUCAAUUUCUUUUACCAUUUCCAAGCAACAGGAGGUGGCUCAACUUACCCUUUGGCUCAACUUACCCCACUCUCCCCUACUCUACAACAUAAACUACAUUCAGCAGACCAUCCCACUCAACUCUCCUGUUUGCUGCUAAUCCAUUUCACCGAAACUCUUUCAAAGUCUCUUAAGAAGAGCCAUUAACAGGAAAAUGCUCAUAGAGAAAUACCAGGAAUUGUGUUGUAAACAUAGGCAUCUCUGUAUAAUGGUACACUGAAAGACUUGAACUCACCCAAUCCAACUCUAAUUUUAACUCCUUGUCUUCAUUGGCAGCAUCUCAGUAAUCUUGUUAAGUUCUUAUAUAAUGCUUUCACAUCACUGUGCUGCAGUAAUGUGCUGUGGCACUCCUGAUUGAUUGAUGCCACUAAUAGCUUUACGCGGUCCUCCUUUGUCUUCCCUCAAAUGUUGCAGGUUGAUGAAGACUAUAUUCAAGACAAGUUCAACCUGACAGGUUUGAACGAGCAGGUGCCUCACUAUCGCCAGGCUUUGGACAUGAUCCUUGACCUGGAGCCAGGUGAGAGAAGAUCACGGAAGGAGCAUUUCCCUCAAUAAAUAAAUGAUGCACGGCGUUUACACAAACUACUUUAAUUUUACAGAUGAGGAACUCGAGGAUAAUCCCAAUCAGAGUGAUUUGAUAGAGCAGGCAGCAGAGAUGCUGUACGGGCUUAUUCAUGCACGUUACAUCCUCACCAACAGAGGCAUCGCACAGAUGGUAAGCCAUUACCUAAUACCUUCCAACUCUAACAUGCUCUAUGGCGAGAUCCAACACUGAUUUACAAAUUGAAUGUCCUCCGUAGCUGGAAAAAUAUCAGCAAGGGGAUUUUGGGUAUUGCCCCAGAGUCUACUGUGAGAAUCAGCCAAUGCUUCCUAUUGGUAAGUCAGACUUUUUAUACAAACCACUACUUGCAUUUAUUCUCUGACAUAAAUAAGAUGCUGCACCUUUGACUGUGGAGACUUACUCAGCUAUCUGGGGUCUAAUAUCACAUGCAGGAUUGUCAGACAUUCCAGGAGAAGCAAUGGUGAAGCUCUAUUGCCCAAAGUGCAUGGAUGUUUACACCCCCAAGUCCUCUAGACAUCACCACACAGAUGGAGCAUACUUUGGAACAGGUUUUCCCCACAUGCUGUUCAUGGUGCACCCAGAGUAUCGUCCAAAGCGGCCAGCCAACCAGUUUGUGCCCAGGUGUGUUUGUUACACUGUAUAUGCAGUAAAUUCAGUGAGCGUGAACUUUUUGUCUUUUAUGUAUGAAUGAAGUGUUUGAUGUCCUGAAUCCGAGCUGGAUCUUGAAUGUAGUGUCAGACUUAUAUCUGACAAAGGUCUGUGGUACAAGCUGCUGGCAGUAUGAGUUAUAUUCAAGUUCUUAGUCAUUUCACAGUUUGCUUAGACAUCUGCUCUGAAUCUCUUGACAAAAACAACUGUUUCUGUUUUGUAAUUUACAGGUUAUAUGGUUUCAAAAUCCACCCAAUGGCUUAUCAACUCCAACUUCAAGCUGCCUCAACUUUCAAGAGCCCAGUCAAGACAAUCCGCUAAAACUCUGUUUGGAUGAUACAGAGUGGAUUCAAAGACUUUGCUGUUUACUUUAUAUUUGAAGCAGGAUUAUAUAUUUCCAGUGAAUGCCUGUACAGUUCCCCAAUCUCAUCCCUGUUGAAAGACACACGUCCUCCCACUUUAGGUAGAAAACUGUUACAGUUGAUCAGUUCAGAUUUUCUUUAUUAAAUAAGUACUUUUUCCAAAAUGAUCCGUCUCCUGGAACCAUGUUUUACUUUUACUGAUGUAGGUGUGUGUUUUUGUAUUAAAGAGUUUUCUCCGCAACAGAAAAGUGAUUUUCAGUUAGUGAUAAUUUAGUGUCAGGAGAUUGAAUGUUUCAGGAUUUGCCUUAUCAGUGACGGUCAUUCAGUUUUUUUAAAACCUCAAAUCUUAUUAACUUGAGCUGCAGAAAAAAUAUAGAUAAUAGGCACACGAUUUGAUUCAGUUUAAAGGAAGGAUUUCACCCAGUUACAAAAAUAAUUGUCAAUAUGAUCAAGUAACUCCAGUAACUUUCAAGAAAGAAAGACUGUCAAAUAGAAGAAAGAGACCAAGAAUAUGUCAGAUUUGGACUAAUUCUUGAUUAUGCGUACAUUAUAAAACAAUUAAUUCUUGAAAUCUAGUGGCUGUUUGAGUACUUGAUUGAGAAACGACACAUUUUUCUGAUGAUCCUGGAGUUUUAUCACAGCUCUUUAGUUUUAAAAGAUAUGAUAUUUAUCUCUGAGUUUUUGUGUUGGUUCAACAUGAAUUAGCAACUUGUGUAAAAUGAUGAACCGGCAUUAAAUAUUUAUUUCUUACAGAUGUCUUGCUCAUA
This is a messenger RNA of Xyrichtys novacula (pearly razorfish), 3585 nucleotides long. Lineage: Eukaryota; Metazoa; Chordata; Actinopteri; Labriformes; Labridae. The record is from the annotation of a GenBank genome assembly.